GGGGUGGCGUGGUUAUGCGGCUGGGCUGUUGGCUGAGGUUCAGGGUUCUUGGUCAUUGGCGCUUAGACCGCUGGAGCCUCAGACUUGCCAGGACUUGGGGUGGCUGUGGGGGUCCUAUGGCGGAAACACUCUUGACCGGGGUCGAGGCAGCGGGAGGGCUGAGGUGUCUGGCUCAGGAAAACGGAGAAGCUGGUGGCGACGCGAGGGGUGAGCGGCUCCUGGAGCGCCCGGAGCCGGCGGGCCCGGGUGUGGAGCAAGCCCUAGGAGUCGGGGAGCAGGGCUCGGCUUCAGCCUCGGGCCCAGGCAAGCGGAAAAAGCGGCGAGGCGCAACCGGGGAGCGCGUCGUGCCGCCCCCGAAGAAGCGGCGGGCUGGCGUGAGCUUCGGCGACGAGCACUUUGCAGAGACUAGCUACUACUUCGAGGGCGGCCUGCGCAAGGUGCGGCCCUAUUUCUUUGACUUCCGGACCUACUGCAAAGGCCGCUGGGUGGGCCACAGCCUUCUGCACGUCUUCAGCACCGAGUUCCGAGCCCAGACCCUGGCCUACUACGAGGCCGCCGCCCGGGCGGGUCGCCUGCACCUCAACGAGGAGCCAGUACGGGACCUCAGCAUCGUGCUCAAGGACAAUGAUUUCUUGCGCAACACGGUUCACAGGCAUGAGCCACCAGUCACGGCAGAGCCUAUUCACCUGUUAGCUGAGAAUGAAGACGUGGUGGUUGUAGAUAAGCCUUCCUCCAUUCCCGUUCACCCCUGUGGCCGCUUCCGACACAACACGGUCAUCUUCAUCCUGGGCAAGGAGCACCAACUCAAGGAGCUACACCCAUUGCAUCGGCUUGACCGCCUUACCUCAGGGGUGCUCAUGUUUGCCAAGACAGCUGAAGUUUCUGAGAAAAUUCAUGAGCACGUUCGGGACCGGCAGCUGGAGAAGGAGUAUGUGUGCCGAGUGGAAGGGGAGUUCCCCAUCGAGGAAGUGACCUGCAAAGAACCCAUCUUAGUGGUGUCUUACAAGGUCGGAGUGUGCCGUGUGGAUCCCCAGGGCAAGCCCUGUGAGACAGUGUUCCAGAGGCUGAGCUACAAUGGCCAUUCCAGUGUGGUACAGUGCCGGCCACUCACAGGUCGUACCCACCAGAUCCGAGUCCACCUCCAGUUCCUGGGUCACCCUAUUCUCAAUGACCCCAUCUACAACUCAGUUGCCUGGGGCCCCUCCCGAGGCCAGGGUGGCCACAUUCCCAAGACAGAUGAGGAACUGCUACGGGAUUUGGUGGCAGAGCACCAAUCCAAACAGAGCCUGGAUGUGCUAAAUCUCUGUGAGCGUGACCUGUCCCCAGGACUCACAGACUCUAUGGCCCCAUCCUCAGAGUUGAGCAAGGACAGCCUGGAAAAAUUAGCUACAACUGCCCAGAAGAUGGAUGGAGUAGUUGAGGCAGCUCCUUGGGAUCUAGACACAACGGCAGCUGAAACAGAUGUUAUAAAUCAAGAGACAGAUCCACUCUGUGCAGAGUGCCGACUGGUGCGACAGGAUCCCUUGCCCCAAGACCUCGUGAUGUUCCUGCAUGCCCUGCGCUAUAAAGGUCCGGGCUUUGAAUACUGCUCACCCAUGCCUGCUUGGGCACAUGAUGACUGGCAAGAAAACUGAGGGCUGUGGCCAAUGGAGGGAUUACUUUUUGGGUUGGAACAGGGACGGGCCAUGUGGCAGGGGCUGACCUCAUGGGUUGGUACUUAGGUUUUCUACAGGAAUGAGGUUGCACUCUAAAAAGACCUGCUCAUACUACCUCUUUCCUUCCUUUCCCUCUAGCUAGAGUUUGGGAACUUUUUGGUUUAUAAAUAUAUCCUUUUUUCUAAUA
This is a messenger RNA of Galeopterus variegatus (Sunda flying lemur), 1842 nucleotides long. RefSeq names its product RNA pseudouridylate synthase domain containing 2 (gene RPUSD2). The transcript has 3 exons. NCBI's taxonomy places the organism in Eukaryota, Metazoa, Chordata, Mammalia, Dermoptera, Cynocephalidae. Gene Ontology annotation, molecular function: RNA binding; pseudouridine synthase activity. The record is from RefSeq and is a predicted model, not a curated record. The coding region runs from base 15 to 1634 and encodes 539 amino acids. Gene Ontology annotation, biological process: pseudouridine synthesis.